AUGCUUUCUUACGCAUUCUCUAAAUGUCCUUCACCCGGUAAUCAUGUUAGUUUAGAUGAAAGGAAUUAUGAAGAACAUGACAUACCUUUCUCUGAUUUUCCUAAUAGUCCUUCUCAUUUUUAUAUGUGGUCUAAAUUUUGUAUGCAUGGCCAUCAUCUUCGCAGAAAUGUCGAGGAUUUGUUGGUAAAUCUCGACUCUGUUUGUCUAGACUCGGUGUGGUUUCCUGAAACAGCUAAAAUUCUUUACGAAUGUGCUGUUCAUUUGAGUGCAAACCACCAGCAGGAAGAAGCAAAGCGCACUUUGAACUUUGCUUAUCGUAUAUUAGACUGGCUGCCUUUAGCAGGGUAUGAGAUGACUGAAGAUUACAAUAAACCUUUCGAUCCCUUGUUGCUUACUAGUCGUUCAAUGGUUUUCAUAAAAUUGGAGCAAUGGGAAAAUGCUUUAAAAGAUGCGAAUGAUUACAUAACCCGCUGUCCAUAUUGCUGGAGGGGUUAUGCUUUGAAAGCUCUGGCACUUGAUGGCUUGAAUAAGGAAGUCACUGCUGACCUGAAUGAUAAAGCCAGUGCUGAAAUAGCAGCUGCUUUAGCUUUUUAUUACAAUAAGAAUAUUUUCGCUAACUUCCUUCCUUUUGCAGAAUCUUUUGUGGACUUGCAAAGCCGCAUUUUUAUAUGUGAUUGUUUGGAUGAACUGUUAGAUGCGAUGUUUUCACAGGAAGUAGAAACGGAUUUUUUGAAGAUCUUGGUUUUGGGAUCAGAAGAAUAUAUUUUAAAUUCUGAAACCGUUGGAAAACCUUGGAACAACUGUAUUCUAGUUGGUACGGGGAAAAAUUGUUCUGUGUCUUUGAAGUCAAACUAUGACAUUUCCUUGUUGAAAUGCAUGCUUACAAAUUUGUCAUUCAGUUUUAAUAAAUGUCAGUUGUAUUGUUUACGUGAUUCGUUUGUCAAGAUCCUUAACUGUAACUUUAGUUCGAAUGAUGAUUUUGAAACUAUAAAAACUGAGGGGGUGUUCAAUGCAGAACGAUGCAGUUUUACAAGAAGUCCACUGCUAUGUGGUAAACAAAGUCGUGCAGUUGUUCAUGAUUGUUCGUUUUGUAACAAUGCGAGAAGUGGGUUAUGUGUGACGUAUGGAGGGACGUUGAAAAUGGAAACCAGUCGCAUCUAUAAUAAUGGCGGUCAUGGGUUGUUCGUUAAAGAAUCAGAGUGUGCUGCAGUUAAUUGUGAUAUUCACGGGAAUGGUAGGAAUGGGGUCGAUCUCCGCGAUUCAAAAAAUGUCACGCUGAUACGUAAUAAUGUUUAUAAGAAUAAUAAGACUGGAAUAUAUAUAGCAGCUUCUCUGGCGCAUGUCAGAGAGAACAACUUGUUUGAUAACGGCAUGUGGGGAAUUUUGGCCCAGAUGAUUCCAUGGUGCAAAAUAUCGAUGAAUAAAAUUUUUCGCAACAAAACUGGGGGAGUUAGUAUGCAAUUUGAGCCUGAAAGGAAAAUGUUUUCUCCACCUGUUGUCGAACUGAAUGAAGUUUGUCAUAAUUGUGGUCCAGGACUUAUGGUAAAUUUCGAAACUAUUAAAGUCGCAGAAUCGGGGUAUUUGAAUUCUCCCAGUUCCUUUCAAUCGGCCAAAUUCCAGAAUAACGAAGUGCACCAUAACAAAGAAAAUGAAAAUGAUAGUAAGUUGAAUUUGUCCAUCCCAUAUUGCUCGUAUUGUCGUGUGAAUUGCAAACCGAAAAUGUGCGAAAAGUGCUUCACCACUGCGUAUUGCAGCGAAUCUUGCCAGGAAAACCAUUAUUCGAAGCAUAAGAACAUUUGCAAAGUUUUACGUGAGAAGUCAAGCUAUUUGAUCACUUCCGCGGUAGAGGCUCACGAGGCCGAUAUACAACUUUGCGAUCGAAAAGUAUAUUUAGAUCCUGGCGAAUUUGGUCCAAAGCUCGCUUCCCCUCCACGAGAUGACAUGAGGUUUGUUGUAAAAGUUCACAAUGCAUAUAAUUCUUGGGUUCAGGGGUGGUACGGUAUGGUUCUGCACGACCGUAAUCGUGAAAUUAGCGUGGGAUUUGAUUCCAAAGUUAUUGAACAACUUCUAGAAGAGUUUGGUGUGCUAUGCAGACAUAACGAUAUUGAGAAAAAGCUUUUCUUUCACUGCCUUUUUGAAGACAACGGUCAACUUCGACUAUUCACGAAUGAGUUUGCUGAAUUUCAAAACUGGUGA
Paramuricea clavata is the source of this 2196-nucleotide messenger RNA. NCBI's taxonomy places the organism in Eukaryota, Metazoa, Cnidaria, Anthozoa, Malacalcyonacea, Plexauridae. The record is from the annotation of a GenBank genome assembly.